Molecule: messenger RNA, 1989 nt
Organism: Olea europaea var. sylvestris
Lineage: Eukaryota; Viridiplantae; Streptophyta; Magnoliopsida; Lamiales; Oleaceae
Exons: 7
Coding region: 135-1727 (530 amino acids)
Source: RefSeq, a predicted model, not a curated record
UAAUUCUUAUCAAAAUGGGAAACAAGAAAAAGGAAAGAAACGCCUAACCCAAACCUUCCUCCUAUAACAAUCUCUCUCUGUACACUCAACCCAUCCGCCCCACCGACCUUUUCCUUUCAGAAGUGUGAUCGGCCAUGGAAAUUCUCUGCAAGACCCAUCAAAUAUUAUUGUUAUUAUUCACAAUUCUCACAAUUUCUUACCUCCAGCCGCCUAAAGUACAAGCCUUUAAAGCACCCUUUCAUCCUAGGGACGUAUUGCCAUGGCUUCCUGGAAAAGUGUCAUGGCCAAUUCUGGGCACUCUUAAUAAUGCUGCGGACCUUUUACCCUCUUUUGUGGGGGCUGCCUUCGCUUCCAAUAACUCGCUGAACUGGAAAGGAUCUUGCUUUUAUAAUAACAGUGCUUGGAUGGAGUUUCAUAAUAAGAGUAGCACUGAAUUUGGUGGUGGUACUCUUCAUAUAAAGGUUAGUAAAGCUCAUAGUUGGACAUGUAUGGAUCUUUACAUCUUUGCGACUCCAUAUCGCGUUACAUGGGAUUAUUAUUUCAUAUCUCGCGAACAUACCCUUGAGUUCAAAGAGUGGGAAUCGAAAGCAGAGUUUGAAUAUGUAAAAAAUAGGGGGGUUUCGAUUUUUCUCCUACAAGCAGGGAUGUUAGGAACUCUUCAGGCUCUGUGGGAGGUAUUCCCUUUAUUCACAAAUACUGGAUGGGGUGAGAACACUAACAUUGCAUUUCUAAAAAAGCACAUGGGGGCUGUUUUUGAAGAACGCCCUCAGCCAUGGGUGACAAACAUCACUGUUGAGGAUAUCCAUUCUGGAGAUUUCCUGGCACUGUCAAAAAUUCGAGGUCGUUGGGGUGGUUUUGAGACACUAGAAAAGUGGGUAAGUGGAGCUUAUGCUGGUCAUACUGCUGUUUGCUUAAGGGACUUUGAAGGAAAGCUAUGGGUUGGAGAAUCAGGGCAUGAGAAUGAGAAGGGAGAAGAUGUUAUUGCAAUCUUACCAUGGGAUGAAUGGUGGGAAUAUGAGCUGACAAAGGAUGAUGCCAAUCCACAAAUUGCAUUGCUUCCUUUGCAUCCUGAACUCCGGGCCAAGUUCAACGAAAGUGCUGCCUGGGAAUAUGCAUUAAGCAUGUCAGGAAAACCUUAUGGAUAUCAUAACUUGAUAUUUAGCUGGAUAGACACAAUCAGCGAAAAUUACCCAUCACCUUUGGAUGCUCAUCUGGUUGCUUCUGUUAUGACUGUUUGGACUCGGCUAAAACCUGCAUAUGCUGGUAAUAUGUGGAUCGAAGCAUUGAACAAACGACUUGGAACUCAGCAGAACCUUAGCCUUUCUGAAAUUCUCGUGCAAGUUGAGAAGCGUGGUUCAUCGUUUGGCGAAUUAUUGGCAAUUCCCGAACAGGACAAUUGGGUUUAUGCUGAUGGAAAGUCCACAUCCUGUGUCGCUUUUGUCUUUGAAUUAUACAAGGAAGCAGGGCUGUUUGGUGAUCUUUCUAGCUCCAUUCAAGUUACUGAGUUCACGAUAAAAGAUGCUUACUCUCUCAAGUUUUUUGAGAACGAUUCAAGCCGGUUGCCCAAGUGGUGCAAUGACGCGGACACAGUGAAGCUCCCAUUUUGUCAAAUUCGAGGGAAAUACCGAAUGGAAUUACCUGGAUACAACACCAUGGAUCCUUACCCUCACAUGAACGAAAGGUGCCCUUCUCUGCCACCAAAAUAUGCCAGAACAACUGGUUGCUGAUAGGCUAUGUAUACGUUCUUUCCACGACAUUGUGCUCAACAUUUAGUCGAGUUUUUUAGGUUGCUUACAUUUCUUUUGUACAGGUCUUGUAUAUUAUAAAAGAUUAACACGUAACAUCGAAAAAGCUUGACAUGCUUCUUGUUCUUUGCUAAUUUAAGCAAAAAGUGAUUGACGGAGGGAAUAAUAUGCAUUAUUGUACAGGGUGCACAGUUAAAUAAAGCAAUGAAACCUUUAUAACAAUAUUCUGAGAAUGUUGAUAUCA